AGACAGCGGGGGCGGCAGGGGCGUUGUGACCGAACGAGAGCGAGGGUGAAGGAGCAGGGAGCGGCAGCAGCGGAAAGAGGGAGAAAGAGACAGGAUGGGUUGGAAGGCAGCCCAAAAGCUUAUACAGAACUGGAAAAUCCUCAGGGGAGAUAAUGUGAUGGUAAUCCGAGGCAAAGAUAAAGGCAGGACAGGAGUCAUCAAGCGGGUGGUUCGGUCACAGAAUAGGGUGAUAGUGGAAGGCCUGAAUCUGGUCAAGAAGCACGUCAAGCAAGGACAGGGGCAUGAAGGUGGAAUUUUUACAGUAGAAGCCCCACUUCAUGUAUCAAACGUUCAAAUAUUGGACCCAGUUACAAAUAAACCAUGUAAGAUUGGAAUCAGAUAUCUAGAAGACGGAUCCAAAGUAAGGAUUUCUAGAGGUAUUGGCACAUCAGGUUCGAUAAUACCUCGUCCUGAAAUCUUAAAGGUUCGGACUACACCAAGACCGAAUAUAGUUGGGCCCAAGGAUACACCUUUGGAACUUGUCAUGGAGAAGACAUACGAUGCUGGAACCGGAAGGGGUAUGCCUGAUCUUUGAGAAUGUGGCCGUGUAAGCUCUGGUGCAUGCUUGGAGUUUGUAUCAAAAUUGAAGCCCUGUCACUAAUGCUUCUAUAAAGGCACUACUAGUUCUAUGCUUCUUAUUUUUUGUCAACAAUGAUUAUGCAUCAUAAUUAGCCCUCUUAUAUUUUCUUCCACACGCUUUGUAGCUCACUAGUAUUGAGAUUGAUCACUGAGCAGCAUUGGCACAAAUUAGUAACAGUAACACAGGCAUGUGCACAUGAAAA
Nymphaea colorata (pocket water lily) is the source of this 821-nucleotide messenger RNA. RefSeq lists its product as uncharacterized. The coding region runs from base 95 to 574 and encodes 159 amino acids. Gene Ontology annotation, biological process: translation. The record is from RefSeq and is a predicted model, not a curated record. Gene Ontology annotation, cellular component: ribosome; mitochondrion. Gene Ontology annotation, molecular function: RNA binding; structural constituent of ribosome. Lineage: Eukaryota; Viridiplantae; Streptophyta; Magnoliopsida; Nymphaeales; Nymphaeaceae. The transcript is spliced from 5 exons.